Messenger RNA from Vicugna pacos (alpaca), 3715 nucleotides. NCBI's taxonomy places the organism in Eukaryota, Metazoa, Chordata, Mammalia, Artiodactyla, Camelidae. The record is from RefSeq and is a predicted model, not a curated record.
GGUCCGCCUGGCCGGGGACCCGCCGCUGAUUGGCUGCGCCGCCGAGCGGAAGUGAUGCUACUGUCACUGGCUCCUCCGGCUCCCGGGAAGCCGCGAGUUUCCGCAGGGAGGCGGCGGCAGCAGCUGCGGCCGGGCCGGUCUGCCAUCUGUGCUUGGAGUCAGCGCUGUUCACAGGGAGAGUGAUGCCCUUUCUCCAUUUGCACAAAAUGAGCAUGAGGUGGUUAGCCAAUCCAGGAGCUCGACCUCACUCAAAGACCAGCCUACUGCUCUGAUGCCGAAGGGGAGGCAGAAAGUGCCGCAUUCGGAUGCCCCCCUGGGCCUGCCCGCUUGCCUCUGGCUGGAGUUAGCCGGGCUCUUCUUACUGCUUCCCUGGGUUAUGGGCCUGGUUGGGGCAGGUGGGCCCAGGGCCCAGGGUCCAGGGGGGCUAAGCUGGGCUGUGCAUCUGGACGGCCCCAAAGGCGAAGGGGAGGAAGAGGCGCUGGAGCAGCGGGCAGAUGCUCUGGCCCAGGCAGCAGGGCUGAUGAAUGCGGGACGCAUCGGGGAGCUCCAUGGGCACUACCUUUUGGUCCAGCCUGCUGGGCACCAGCAGGCCCGGCAGGUAGCAGCCCUCCGGCAGCAGGUGGAGGCUGUGCUGGCCAGGCAUGAAGCUGUGCGCUGGCACUCAGAGCAGAGGCUGCUCAAGCGGACCAAGCGCAGCGUCCACUUCAAUGACCCCAAGUACCCACAGCAGUGGCACCUGAAUAACCGGCGGAGCCCCGGCAGGGACAUCAACGUGACGGGUGUGUGGGAGCGCAACGUAACCGGGCGAGGGGUGACUGUGGUUGUAGUGGACGAUGGCGUGGAGCACACCAUCCAGGACAUCGCACCCAACUAUAGUCCCGAGGGCAGCUAUGACCUCAACUCCAAUGACCCCGACCCCAUGCCCCACCCAGACGUGGAGAACGGCAACCACCACGGCACGCGGUGCGCCGGAGAGAUCGCUGCUGUGCCCAACAACAGCUUCUGUGCCGUGGGGGUGGCGUUCGGGAGCCGCAUAGCAGGUAUCCGGGUACUGGAUGGACCCCUCACAGACAGCAUGGAGGCCGUGGCAUUCAACAAGCACUAUCAGAUCAAUGACAUCUACAGCUGCAGCUGGGGACCAGAUGACGAUGGAAAGACAGUGGACGGUCCCCAUCAGCUUGGGAAGGCUGCCUUGCAACAUGGGGUGAUUGCUGGCCGCCAGGGCUUUGGGAGCAUCUUUGUGGUCGCCAGUGGUGAGGAUGCCCUUAUCUCAGCUCCCAUGUCCCUGACUCUGCCCCCAGGUGCUGUGGACGAGGAGGGACGGAUGCCUUUCUAUGCGGAGGAGUGCGCCUCCAUGCUGGCAGUCACCUUCAGUGGUGGGGACAAGAUGCUCCGGAGCAUUGUGACCACAGACUGGGACCUUCAGAAGGGCACAGGCUGCACGGAGGGCCACACAGGGACCUCCGCUGCAGCCCCUCUGGCCGCGGGCAUGAUAGCCCUGAUGCUACAGGUGCGGCCCUGCCUCACGUGGCGUGACGUCCAGCACAUCAUCGUCUUCACGGCCACCCAGUACGAGGACCGCCGUGCUGAUUGGAUCACCAAUGAGGCGGGCUUCAGCCACAGCCACCAGCACGGGUUCGGCCUGCUCAAUGCUUGGAGACUCGUUAACGCAGCCAAGGUCUGGACGUCAGUCCCUUACUUAGUGUCCUACGUCAGCCCCGUGUUGAAAGAGAACAGGGCUGUCCCGCUGUCUGCCCGCCCCCUGGAGGUCCUGUGGAAUGUCAGCAGGACGGACCUGGAAAUGUCGGGGCUGAAGACCCUGGAGCACGUGGCAGUGACAGUCUCCAUUACUCACCCACGACGCGGCAGCUUGGAACUGAAGCUGUUUUGCCCCAGUGGCAUGAUGUCCCUUAUCGGCGCCCCCCGCAGCAUGGACUCGGAUCCCAACGGCUUCAACGACUGGACCUUCUCCACUGUGCGGUGCUGGGGGGAAAGAGCGAGGGGGACCUACAGACUCGUCAUCAGGGAUGUCGGAGAUGAGACGUCCCAGGCCGGCAUCCUCCGGCAGUGGCAGCUGACCCUCUAUGGCUCUGUGUGGAGUCCAGUGGACAUCAGGGACAGACAAAGGCUUCUAGAAAGUGCCAUGAGUGGAAAAUACCUGCACGAUGGCUUCACUCUGCCCUGCCCUCCUGGGCUGAAAAUUCCCGAGGAAGAUGGUUACACCAUCACCCCUAACACCCUCAAGACCCUGGUGCUGAUAGGCUGUUUCACCGUCUUCUGGACCAUUUACUACAUGCUGGAAGUAUACUUGAGCCAGAGGAAUGUGGCCUCUCACCCAGUUUGCCGGAGUGGAUCCUGCCACUGGCCCCAGCGAAGCCGAAAAGCCAAGGAGGAGGGGACAGAACUAGAAUCAGUGCCCCUUUGCAGCAGCCAGGAUCCCGGCAGAGUCGGGACAGAGAGCGAGUGCCCUCCCACCACCUCCGGGCUCCACGCGCCGGACCUGCUGGAUCAAGGGGACUGGGGCCUGCCCCAGCACCUACCCCUAGACCUGUUGCAGGGGAAGGAGGAGCAGAUUUGCUGACCUAAGGCCUGACAGCCGACAUUGGACAGGCUCUUCCUUCCUAGGACUGGGGAAGCUUGGAAAGCUGCUCCAAAGUCCCAGGAGCUCUGGGGAGAAGGCAGCCCCGAUGCCCCCAUCUGGGACCAGAGGCCUAAAGAGCACCCUCUGGCUAAAGACUACGCUCAGGGAGGGCAGGGGCCUUCUGAAGGUACGAGUGGCAGAGGAGUGGUGCCGGAGAACAGCCUGGCAACAGCCACAGGACCGUCCUCCAACCAAACAGGAGCUUUUGGGGAGCGGGUUUGGAUGAGGGACUGGCGCCCCCGCUGGGCAGGCCUCCGUCCUCAUUCCUCCGGGGCAAGCCAGGGGCCUGGGUCACGGGGACCCUCACCUGUGUGUGGCCAGAAGAGCAUCUCAGCCGAACCAUCACUGGGGUCACUUGGGAAGAGGGCUUAGGGGUGGAGGCUGGGAAGAGCCCUGGAUAUACCUGUCCUUUUAAUGACCCAGGGGCCAGAAACAGCUGACUCUCCCCUUCUCUCCCUCACCUUCCAGCCUAAGCCUUCCUUGGACCUUGAACAUAUUGGUGUGGCAGUCAGCCCUUAGCUCAGCAGUUGCCCUGAAAGCAGAUGCCUCGUUAUCCCUGAUCAGAAGCCAACCUGGAACACAGCCCUGACGCUGUCAACCGUCACCCCCACCCUUCUUCCUGAAGGAUCGGUACGACUUGCCUGGCAAGGCUGGGGACAGACAUGGCCCCCAGGCCUGGGCUGCUCCAGCAGGGGAGUCUGUGGCCGGACUGCCCCUCCAGCCCUGCGACCACCCUGUCUUCCUCUGCAAAGUGCUCAGGGAAAUGGCCUUGCCUGCCGGAGGCCGGCCGUCUGCGGACAGGCUGGGCCUCUUCCUCCCCUUCUUGACCUCCUCCCCUCUUCUGAGCUGGUUGAUUGGUUUGAAUUUUGUUGUUGUUGUUUUUAAUGCUUCAAAUUGGGUUUUCUCUUUUCACAGCAACAUUUUGUUGAAUUUUUUCUGCACACCUUUUCCAAAAUAAAGACCUUCCACACAGUCCUGCCCCUGCCCAUCUCCUUCCCUCCGCCUCCCCAGAGCUAACUCAAGGGGCCUGGUUGCUCCCCUUUCCCUUCAGUCCCCAACAGUCAUUCUCCUCUU